Molecule: messenger RNA, 1511 nt
Organism: Acromyrmex echinatior (Panamanian leafcutter ant)
Lineage: Eukaryota; Metazoa; Arthropoda; Insecta; Hymenoptera; Formicidae
Gene: Naxe
Product: NAD(P)HX epimerase
Cellular component (GO): mitochondrion
Molecular function (GO): NAD(P)HX epimerase activity
Source: RefSeq, a predicted model, not a curated record
UAGAUGUUACAAUUCGUACCGUGCACUCUGAAAUCGCAAAGCAUCAAGGGGAUCAAGAUCUGUAAGUCUGUGAUUGACAAAUCAUCGUUUGUCCUGCUUGCAAGAAGAAAAUACAACAGAAUGGUCAAAUAUUUAAAUCAGUCGGAAGCUAUUAACGUUGACAAAGAUCUGUUCGAGAAGUAUAAAUUUAGCGUAGAUCAGUUAAUGGAGCUAGCCGGGCAAAGCUGCGCCGUUGCGAUUGCGAGAUCUUACCCGUUGUCGUUGGACUCGAAGGACGCAUCCUCUAACCGAGUAUUGGUGUGCUGUGGGCCUGGCAACAACGGUGGUGACGGCCUAGUUUGCGCGAGGCACUUAAAGCUCUUUGGAUACUCGCCAGAAAUCUAUUAUCCAAAGAGGACGAAUAACGAACUAUACCAAAGGCUGUUGCAUCAAUGCGUCGAGAAUGGUGUACUUGUACUGGAAAAUCAGCGCAUAGAGGAAGCAACUGCAGACUCGACAGUUUUUUUGCACAAAUAUGCGAUUGUAGUGGAUGCUCUUCUGGGAUUCAGUUUCAGACCACCAGUUAGAGAGCCGUUUGUUCAUAUCAUCGACAUGUUGAAAAGCACAAGCGUGCCUAUUUGCAGCGUGGAUAUACCAUCGGGCUGGGAUGUCGAGAGAGGCCCACCUGAGGAUGGUGGCAUAAAGCCACAAAUGUUGAUAUCUCUAACGGCACCAAAAAUGUGUGCGUCAAAGUUCGACGGAGAAUUCCACUAUCUGGGUGGACGAUUUGUGCCUGAGAAGUUGGAAUCUCAGUAUAAUCUCAAUCUACCGAAAUACGCUGGCACGGAUUUUAUUGUUCGGUUAUAUUGACAAAUGCUUACAAAUCCUGUUCUAUCCUAUCCCGUGCGUAAUGUGUUCUCAUCGUCAGAAAGUACAUUUGAAUUUAUCACGUGACCAACUUUUUUUUCAACUAUUGUAUUAGUUACUCGAGAGAAAUAUUUAGCUGAAAAACAUAAUUCUGAUCAUAAACAAUUUAUAUUUCUCCUUGUUCUCCAACUGUUUACGAAAGCAGUUAUUUUAAUAUUAUACAUAUAUGUAUGUAGUAUUUUCAAGUGCAGUGGAUUUUAACCUAACCUAACUUAACCUAAUCUAACCGGAUCGAUCACAUCAUGUGUUUUACUUUGAUUUCUGGUUGCACGAGACCAUGAUAGAGUCUGAGCACAAGAAUUAUCGUAAUACCUACUUAGACUUGAAUUGUAGACAUAAGUAACGCACAAACUUUCACGUAUGACGUACGACUUAUUGUCGUGUCUUUAAAAGACAGCAAUAAAUCGUAUGUCAUACGCCAAAACUUGAGUGUUACUUACGUCUACAACUUAAGUCUCUAAAUAAGGGUUAGAACAAUUCUUGUGCUCACACCCAUACUUUCGAGUCACAUAUGGAUUAAUCAAAUUGGGUUGGAUUCAGACCCACUACACUCGAAAGUGCUAAUAAUUAUUGAUAAAUAAAUUAUAUAUACACUUUUGAAUUUA